AUGGCAGUAGUUAGUUUAGAUAGAGAUAAUGUGACGUCGAUCACUCCACUUGAAGGAGGCUGUUUUAUACCGUUUGAUCCGGCUGCCAGGAACAUUCCAUUUGGAGGCAAGAUGAAGGUGACCCUGGCGGUCUUUUGGAUCGAUGUCGCCUUAUUUGUCAUGAUAGUGAUUCUGAACAAGGGUUUUGAAACCAUGAGUAUCAAUGUUAUGUUGGGACCAACUGCGCAUACUUUGAUACGAGGGGGCGCUAUGACGCGGUAUUUGGUAACCAAGGAAAAGGAGGCAUGGCGUUUACUUUGGAGUAUCUUUUUACACGCAGGAGUCUUUCAUAUUGUCGUAAACUUGACCGCGAUUUUAGCGCUCGGCAGACUGAUUGAACCCGACUGGGGAACCAGAAGAUUUCUGUUUGUCUUCCUGAUCUCCGGAUUGACCGGAAACAUGACAUCGUGCGCUCUGGAUGACAACGUAGUCAGCGUGGGCUCGAGCGGGGCAAUUUAUGGUGUUCUCGGGGCCCUGCUAGUUUACAUAUUCGAAUUCUGGGAUUCCAUACCGCUGGCGCAGACGAUAUUUACUGCCACCGCGUCCUGCUGUAUAUUCGCUGUAAUUACAUCGUUCAUACCGCAUAUUGACAUAUACGCCCACAUUGGCGGAUUUUUUAGUGGCUUGCUAGCUGCUUUAGCAACCUGCACAAGAAUUGGCUGGCGCGUCCACAAUGCAGAUGGUACCACGGACGUUCGAGAUCCGUUUGGCUACCCGGCGUCGAGAACAAGUUUCAGGCAUACAUAUGAUUUGGACGAGGUCCAUCAAAAACCUACGAAGGGCACCUGGACCUUGAGAGCACUUUGUUUGUUGAUCCUAGUAAGAAUGAAGUCAGGCUACAGUGUUAAGCCUUAUAUAAACCAAGACCGUGCCUUUAUUCUGGAGAUUGGCCCAAGAUUCACGGCAUUCGGCGUCUUCGAUGGGCAUGGGUCUAAUGGGCACGAUGUCGCCGACUUUGUCUCAACAGCUUUCAAGAAGGGAAUUCAGGAAACAUUCCAGUAUCAGAAGAAACUUACAGGGAGUAAUAUUCUUCAGUUCAUACACGGUUUGUUUGCGCACGCCGACUACGAGCUGGGUAGGUCGGGCAUUGACAUCAUGCACAGUGGCUGCACAGGAUCGUUGGCUAUCAGGUACAAUGAGAUGAUCUACGUCGGUUACGUGGGAGACAGCAAGGUUGCCGCGGUGCACUUCCACGGAAAGAAACCCUGUAAUCUCCCACCAAAGUUCCUAUCUUCUCCUCCCCUCCCUCUCCUUAUCUUCUCCCCUCCCUAUCUUCUCACUGCUUUCUCCUCACUACCUUGGUUCUAA
This is a messenger RNA of Gregarina niphandrodes, 1347 nucleotides long. Its product is annotated as putative transmembrane protein. Lineage: Eukaryota; Apicomplexa; Conoidasida; Eugregarinorida; Gregarinidae. The record is from RefSeq and is a predicted model, not a curated record. Bases 1 to 1347 code for a protein of 448 amino acids. The transcript has 7 exons. Gene Ontology annotation, molecular function: serine-type endopeptidase activity. Gene Ontology annotation, biological process: proteolysis. Gene Ontology annotation, cellular component: membrane.